Molecule: messenger RNA, 1908 nt
Organism: Aspergillus heteromorphus CBS 117.55
Lineage: Eukaryota; Fungi; Ascomycota; Eurotiomycetes; Eurotiales; Aspergillaceae
Exons: 1
Coding region: 256-1680 (474 amino acids)
Source: RefSeq, a predicted model, not a curated record
GACACCCAUCUAUAGCCGAAUUCAGAUUCUACCGAACCGAUCGGCUGAUUGCUAAUACUUGUCCCGUUGCAGCCUCGGGGUCGCUCCUUCCCAAAUAGCUCGUUGGGGCGCCAUCCUCCCUCUUCCCCCGCCUUGGUUUAUUUCCCUGCUCUUCCCCUUCUAUAGCUUCUUUGUAUCACGUCCAACCUCAGCACUGUCUGUUUCCGUCGUAUCCGCUGAUACCGAAGAGCAAAUACAACCAAAGGUUGGUCCACUAUGGCAGAUAUCUCACCAUUCUUCACCAGCCCCAUUGCAAUAAUGCAGGAGCCAAGGCCCGAUGCCUCGGGUUAUCUCCUCGGUCGGGUCCCAGUCUCCUCUCAACCAUCACCAACUCGAAGUCCAUGCAGCAAGAAAGAGGAACGCUCUGCCCCUGCCAUCUUCAAACGGACCGAUUCGCGGGACCCUGACGCCUUUCAUAUAUUUCCCAUGGAAGUAGACAAAGACGUUGCCAUGAAGACUCAGCCCCCGGCCUCAAAAGCGACAAGAGGCACCGUGCCUGGCAAGGAAGGGAUCGAGAUCCAUGCGGCGCCUGAGAACACCCCCAAUACGCCGGUUUUCAAAAACAGACACAAUGAUUCUGCCACUACCUGCGGCAAGAAUAGCCGAGAUGUUGCGUCUCCGAAGCUGGAGAACCGAGCGCCCGACCUCUUGCAUGAAAGAUCUGUAACCGAGCAGAAUUGUCCCGGUUCCUCCAACAGCCAAACAUCGUGGAAACCGCCCAAGCCGCCCAAACCGCUAUUCCUCUCAGAUGUUGAUAGCACUCGCUGCAUAUCACGUGAGAAUGUAUCACCUUCCCUAGUUCUUGAAUCACCAGAGCGAAAAUUGGACCAUAUAUGGCCACGGUCAGGUUCUCCAUUCUCCGCUCCCCCGGGCUGCACUAGGUCUCGCAUUCACAUGACCAACCGAUCGAUCUUGCUGCAGGGCAUGAAUUACGAUAUCAGAAAGACGCAGAGAAAACCUUGGACUAACCCGAGGCUGGGACACUGGCGUUGCCUUCCACGAUCCCAACCUGAACAAAGUCCGAGAUCUUGCUUUCCAAAAGAUGACGCAAGUAGACCGUUUCCGAUGGCCUUUUCUCCGGUCGACAGAUCGCCGUUGCGCCAAGACUUCAAGAUCGGUAGACCGCGAUCUGCCAAUGUACACUUCCAGGAAAUCGAUGAUGUCUUCUCUACGCACCCGCAGGAAGAGAAUUCGAAGGGAAAAGCUUUGAGCGACUGCUUUCAGAAAUGGGGUUCCCGGUCGGUGUCACAGGAGCGUGGCUUGAUCACUUUGUCAUUGGUUAGAAAGCGAUCAAUGCAGCAGCCGCUUUCGAAAUUUAAAUAUUCUUUCCACCUGGAAGUCAAUAGGUCGAUCGACUCAGCGGCUGUGGCAAGCAAAGAAGCCCAAAGAUGGAACCCUGCUGGCCCCAACUGUGACACUGCACGUCUCUUGCAGGUCGAUCUCAUUGCUCCGAUGAUACUUUUGCAGAUUCUCGCGCGCCUUAGUAUGGCCCUACGAAGCCUCAUGUCUUCAGAAGCUGCGGCUACUGUGGCAAAGCUAGUGCAGUUUCUCUCAAGACUCGUUAUAGUGCCCCUACUAUACAUAUUAGAGAAAACCGGGAUUAGCAUUGCCAUUCAGGCAGGAAAAGCUGAUACUGUUUAAUGCGCUUAGUUGUCUAGCCCGCAGGGGAGCUAUUAUUUGAUCCAUGGCUUGAGGGAAUGUCAUUCUAGGGCCGAGAAAGAAAGAUUGACAGGGGGAUUCCACUGGGACAUCAUGUUAUGCUAUUGACGAUCAUGAUAUGAUGUAUGCUUAGAUACAGAAUCAUUUCUAUGUGCAUCCGGAGAGAGGCAAAAGAAUGCCCAAACUGAGAACGGCAAAUAUUACACGCAG